Messenger RNA from Cuscuta epithymum, 626 nucleotides. The record is from the annotation of a GenBank genome assembly. NCBI's taxonomy places the organism in Eukaryota, Viridiplantae, Streptophyta, Magnoliopsida, Solanales, Convolvulaceae.
ACCGGGAGGAGCAACGGUUGGCUUUUCAAAGGAUGGAGGAGCAAAGGGCGGCCGACAUGCAAAGGUAUGAAGAAGACUACCGGAGGAUGUAUGGGCCGACAUAUUCAUACAUGUCCCAACUUGGCGGGUUUGCCUCCAUGGCCUCACCUCCACCGGCACCUUCUUGGUACAACCCCUCCGAUUGGGGUAAUUUUGGCGGCUCGAGUUCCGGCGGUGGUGGUUAUGAUGGCGGGGACACUACCAUGGGCGAGGGAGGAGGUGAUGACAUGCAUGGGAGCGGUUUUGGCGGAGGCUACUAUGGUGGAGAGGGCGGGCACUAAGGAUAGUGCCAUGAUUCAAGUGUGGGGGAGGAAGAUCAUCUUUUGGACACUAUCUCUUGGAGAGGCAGAAGAAGAACAAAAGAAGAAGAAGAGAAAAAGAAGUAAGAGGCAUAGAAGACCAUUAAACCCAAAGAGAUGUUAUUUUGUAAACUCAUUUACAAUACUUGGUGGUUUUAAUUCCUUAUUUCUUCCAAAUUCUGAACUCAUGAUCUUUUGACAAACAUUUUGUAAACAUUUGGUUUUACUCGAGGUCGAGUAAAGGAACUAAGUGUGGGGGAGUUGACAUUCAUGUUAUUUCCAUGUUUA